GCCGCCCGCCAGUCCGCCAGUCGCCCGCGCCACCAUCUCCCCCAAGCCCGGCGGCAUCUGAAGAGGAGAUGGCGCCGCUCGUGCCGUCGUCGCAGCCAUGGGUGGAGAAAUACCGGCCGAGGCAAGUGAAGGACGUCGCGCACCAGGAGGAGGUGGUCCGGGUGCUCACCAACACCCUCCAGACCGCCGACCUACCACACAUGCUGUUCUACGGCCCGCCUGGGACGGGGAAGACCACCACUGCGCUCGCCAUCGCCUUCCAGCUCUACGGUCCAGAGCUCUACAAGUCAAGAGUUUUGGAACUUAAUGCUAGUGAUGAACGGGGAAUUAAUGUGGUGAGGACGAAGAUAAAAGAUUUUGCUGCUGUGGCUGUUGGUUCUGCACGGAAAGCUGGUUAUCCCUGCCCACCAUACAAGAUUAUUAUACUAGAUGAAGCAGAUUCAAUGACAGAAGAUGCCCAGAAUGCGUUGAGGCGUACUAUGGAGACUUAUUCCAAAGUGACAAGAUUCUUUUUCAUAUGCAAUUAUAUCAGCAGGAUAAUAGAGCCACUGGCAUCAAGAUGUGCAAAGUUUAGGUUCAAGCCUCUAUCAGAAGAUGUGAUGACCAACCGCAUCUUGCAUAUAUGCAAUGAAGAAGGGCUCACUCUGGAUGCUCAGGCAUUGUCCACAUUAAGUGCCAUCUCUCAAGGAGAUCUUCGUCGUGCUAUAACUUACCUUCAGAGUGCAGCUCGCUUAUUCGGAUCUUCUAUUUCUUCCAACGACUUGAUUAGUGUUUCAGGGGCUAUCCCUGAAGAUAUUGUCAAGUCAUUGCUAGCAGCAUGCAAAUCUGGUGAAUUUGAUGUGGCAAACAAGGAAGUUAGCAACAUUAUUGCAGAUGGAUAUCCAGUUUCCCAGCUGCUCUCACAGUUUCUAGAUGUGAUUGUCAAUGCGGAUGAUAUUCCAGAUGAGCAGAAGGCAAGAAUAUGUAAAAAGCUUGGGGAAGCGGAUAAGUGCUUGGUCGAUGGGGCAGAUGAGUACUUACAGCUUCUGGAUAUGGCUAGCGAGACAAUCCGUGCUCUUCUUAACAUCCCCCAAGGUCUGGUCUUCUAAGAGAAGAUCAUGGAGAUGAACAGGGAUAUUGAUGCCGGUUGUCUGCAAACGAUGGCAAAUAUAUCUUGCGCCUCCUUCCAGUUUAAGAUGCAGAAGAAGCCUAGCCUCACUCUUGUCGUACUCUUGUGUUAUUUUUAGUCUAGGUAACGCUUUAUAUGCGAUGAACUCACCUAUCCUUGACCAACUGAAUUGUGCCUGAAUAUGUCACAGCUUCGGCUUGUCACCGCGUUCAUCAUACUUGCUUUCUCUUGCAUCA
Lolium rigidum is the source of this 1344-nucleotide messenger RNA. RefSeq names its product replication factor C subunit 2. Gene Ontology annotation, cellular component: DNA replication factor C complex; nucleus. Gene Ontology annotation, molecular function: DNA clamp loader activity; ATP binding; ATP hydrolysis activity. Gene Ontology annotation, biological process: DNA repair; DNA-templated DNA replication. Lineage: Eukaryota; Viridiplantae; Streptophyta; Magnoliopsida; Poales; Poaceae. The transcript has 12 exons. Bases 69 to 1088 code for a protein of 339 amino acids. The record is from RefSeq and is a predicted model, not a curated record.